AAGGUUGUGUGAUGGUUUAUGUUUUUUUUUUCUUUUCUUUUUUUUUGCGCAGUCCUGAAAUGAGAAAUAAUCGAACAUUUCACCCCGAACAUUAGAUAAUCAGUUAAAGAAGUGUUAGCUAUUUUUUUCUUUUAUAACACAGACCAUAUAAACGUUAUAUUUAAUUUAAAGAUAACUUUGCGCAGUAUUUUAAGCCACGUGACCGUAGCAGCGCCCUUCUAAGCUGGUAACAUUUUACGCGUGUGGAUCCGUUUGCAGGAUGUUCGCGUUUGAGCGCAGUGGGAUUUAAAAGGUCGUUAAAGAAAAGCUGGAAGAUUACUGACAACGCUUGGGGAAAGGGGGAAAAGAAAUGUCCUCACCCUCGAACAGGCGGAAUAGCUGCCGUACAGUCGUGUGCAGCAGCCGGGCAUCAUCCGAGUGCCACGGUCGCCGCCGGGGCUCCAGCUGCUCUUAUAUCUCCCCCGGAGCACAAGCCGAAGACUUCUCUGUCAGCCUGAGCCAGCCGAUGUUCACCAUCACAUUGCGCUUUCUGCUGGCGGUGGAUCUGUGGCUGUCCAAGCGGCUCGGGGUGUGCGCCUGCGAGGGGUCAGCGUGGGGCAGCAUACGGCCCCUGGUGCGGCUGGUGGAGUUCUCUGGGCAUGUCAUCCCGUGGCUUAUCGGAGCUGUGUACACUUUGCUCCGCGGGGAGAGCGCGGCGGAGCAAGAGAUCAUGCUGAAUUUGACCUUAGCUCUGAUUCUGGACCUGCUGCUGGUCAGAACCGUGAAGACGCUGGUCAGACGUCGAACGCCUUCACAGAACCGCUCUGACAUCUUCUCCACCUUCUUUGUGGAGCGCUAUUCCUUUCCCUCGGGCCACGCUUCGAGGGCAGCCAUGUGCGCCCGCUUCUUCCUCGCCCAGCUGGUGGACACAGCCUCCAUGCGGGCUCUGGUGGUGGGCUGGGCCGUCCUGGUGAGCCUGUCCCGACUGCUGCUUGCCAGACACUACGUGACAGAUGUGGGCUUUGGGUUGGCCAUGGGCUACUGCCAGUACAGCUUAGUGGAGAGGUUGUGGGUGACUUGGGACUUCCUGCAGGACCUGCUGCUCAUGCGGCUGAGGGAGAGCCUUGACAGGGCGUACAGCGAACUCUGGAUGGUGGAUUGGAAACAUUAGAUUGAUUUGAGAUGUGUGUGUGUUAGCCUCUGUGUGGAAAAAAUGUGUAGCAUGAGUGUGUGUAAUUCAGAAACCCCCCUUGCUAUACGUUAUUUAUUAUUUAAUUAAAGUUACUCUCUCUGCUUCUACAUAAUUUCUCUCCAUCUUUUAGACCAAUCAUGUUCCAG
This is a messenger RNA of Melanotaenia boesemani (Boeseman's rainbowfish), 1317 nucleotides long. RefSeq names its product phospholipid phosphatase 6-like. The record is from RefSeq and is a predicted model, not a curated record. Gene Ontology annotation, molecular function: sphingosine-1-phosphate phosphatase activity. The transcript has 2 exons. Bases 350 to 1150 code for a protein of 266 amino acids. Lineage: Eukaryota; Metazoa; Chordata; Actinopteri; Atheriniformes; Melanotaeniidae.